UACGAAAGAUUGCACACAAUGUGCCAUGAAAUUCAUUCUUUUUUUUGAAAAAUAAAAUGACCAAUGAGAUUUUUCGGGAAUUUGAAACAUUUAAGACAAAGUUUUUGUUCAAUGAUUUCAACCAAAGCCACAACCACAAAUGAAUCCAAUCCGUUGAUUGUUAUAAUUGGUGCAACUGGUUGUGGAAAAACUAAACUUUCAUUAGAAUUGGCUAAACAUUAUAAAAAUGUGGAAAUUAUAUCGGCCGAUUCAAUGCAGAUUUAUAAAGGUUUGGACAUUGCUACAAACAAAGUUUUACCAAAUGAAAUGAAACAAAUUCCUCAUCAUCUUAUCGAUAUGAUUGAUCCAUUUCAACAGUUUACUGUUUUAGAUUUUCAAAAGCUUGCCUUAAAAUCUAUCGAUCAGAUUAUAUCGAAAAGUAAAAUACCGAUAAUUGUUGGCGGAACAAAUUAUUAUAUCGAAUCAAUAUUAUGGGAUACAUUGGUCGGAUCGAAAGAACAGAAAAUUUCAGAUGAUAAAGAAUUUAAAAUAGAAAAUGAUGAAAAUGGAAAUCAUUCGGAAAUUUUAGCCAAUGAAAUUGAAACAAUCAAUGAUUUAUUACAAAAACCGAAAUUAACCUAUAGAAAUUUACGAUCAAUAUCGAAUGAAAAAUUAUAUGAAUUUCUAAAAGAAAUUGAUCCAGAAUCUGCCAAUAUAUUGCAUUUGCAUAAUCGAAGAAAAGUUAUAAGAUGUUUACAGGUUUAUCAACAAACAGGUCGACGAAUGAGCCAAAUUCUUAAAGAACAACGUUCACAAAAUGGAUCUAGACAUGGUGGACCAUUAAGAUUUAAAAAUUCAAUAAUUUUAUGGGUUGAUUGUGAUAAACAAAUACUUGAAAAAAGAUUAGAUGAACGAGUUGAUCAAAUGAUUCGACAAGGUUUAUUGAAUGAAUUAUCGGAAUUUCAUCGUAAUUAUAAUUCAAAACGUUUUGAUGAUGAUAAAAAAGCUGAUUACACUGAAGGUAUAUUUCAGGCAAUCGGACUAAAAGAAUUUCAUAAUUAUUUACUAAUGAAUGAAGAAGAACGUCAUUCGUAUGAUGGACAGCUUAAACUUGGUUAUGGUAUUUUAAUGCUCAAACAACGUACUCGUUCAUAUGUAAACAAACAAAACAAAUGGAUACGACGACGUUUUUUAAUAUCGGAAAAUAUUCGUAAAGUUCCAAAUGUUUAUCGUUUAGAUACAACAAAUCUUGAUGAAUGGAAUGAAAAAGUUCUUGAUCAUUCGAUUUGGAUUGUUGAUCAAUAUUUACAAGCUUCAAUAUCAACACCGUCAAAAUGUGAACAAAUAUUUCAUUCAUUAGAUCAAUUAGCGAUUCGAAAAAUGCCCAAUUCUAAUGAUGAUAAUAAUGAUGAAAAUGAUUCAUUUAUAUCUGGUCAAUUUUAUUGUGAUAUAUGUCAGAUUCGAAUUAGUGGUGGUAAAUCUUAUCAAGAACAUUUACAAUCAAAAAAACAUCGAUAUCAAAUACAACAAUCUAAAUUAACAGUCUAAAAAAAUUAUUUUUAUUUUAUUUGGAUUUCUAUUGA
Molecule: messenger RNA, 1562 nt
Organism: Dermatophagoides pteronyssinus (European house dust mite)
Lineage: Eukaryota; Metazoa; Arthropoda; Arachnida; Sarcoptiformes; Pyroglyphidae
Product: tRNA dimethylallyltransferase
Biological process (GO): tRNA modification
Cellular component (GO): mitochondrion
Molecular function (GO): tRNA dimethylallyltransferase activity; nucleic acid binding; zinc ion binding
Source: RefSeq, a predicted model, not a curated record